This is a messenger RNA of Ilex paraguariensis (yerba mate), 750 nucleotides long. The record is from the annotation of a GenBank genome assembly. Lineage: Eukaryota; Viridiplantae; Streptophyta; Magnoliopsida; Aquifoliales; Aquifoliaceae.
AUGCUUUCCCACACUGAGUAUGGUAUGUGCAGAGGCUACUCCAAAAGCCCUAUUGAGCUUAAUGAACAUGAGGGGACUGACUCUUUACCAUUUAAAGAGUCAUUUACAGGGCACCCUAAAAGACCAACCUCAGAUGCAGUGCAAUUUGGAAAUGGAGGAGCUUCAAGCUCUAUGCCAUCCCAUGUGAAUAAGGGAUUGGAACCAUUGAAAUCCCAAGUGGAAAAUGAAAAACUACAUCUGCAACUGCAAGUUGAGACUUCAGAUAUAAUCAUUGGGAUCAUAGCUAUGAUUAAAUACAGCUCCCCAUCAUGUUCUGGGAAAUUGAAGAGGCAUUCAGCUGAUAGUCAAAUGACUGAGAACUGUACAGAGAUGCACCAGGCUUCGAAACAGAAAUGCAAAGGAGUGGCCAUGGAGAAUUCAAGCAAUACAAUUGCUGAUAAUGAAGGUGCACCAGGAACAAAGCAUUCACUGCCACCAUUCCCAACUGAUCUCGAAAGCGAGUCGAUUAAAGUUCAUGUUGGUGGGGAAGAAGAAACUGAUGAUUUUCAGGCUAUUGCUCAUACUUCAGUUGAAGACUACCUGAAUUCUCUAGGGCAUUCAAAAAGUUGGGUUACCGACGACUUCCCGGAACUUGGUGGUUGUUAUAUGAAAUUUGGGAAUUUAGAGGACCCUGCAGCCACAUUUCUGGAUCUUGAUUACAAUGAGAUGAGCAAUGAAGACGAGGAUGUGGUGGCCGGAAAAACUCCCUAA